CCCUCUUUGAUCUCUCGCCUCCUAUUAAAGAAAUCCCGCCCAUUGAUUGCCCCACGUCGCGCGCCACCGCCUACCAUACUCCAUGGGAAUCUAUCGAAUCAAUCUGUAUACCACGCCGAGCGGCAGCAUGCCCCCACGGCGGGAGGACUCCGGGGACUCGCUGGAUCCCCUGGACCAGGGGGAGCCGCCGUCUGAUAUGGAAGACGCUGGCGGUAUCGCUUCGGACGAGCUCGAUGUCGAUGAUGACCCCGGCACCGAUGAUGACCCCGGCACCGAUGAUGACCAUGAUGAGGAUGGCGACAAGCCCGCCCUCGAGGGCGAAAAUGGGGAGAAUCCGCACGGGCGGCCCUCCGCCCCGGUGGUCCUCCCCUCGCCAGAGGCACUUGCCGCCGGGACACCUGCCCAGGAGGGCACCGGGGCGCGUGUCACCGGUGGCGGUGGUCCGUCCGGCCCGGCGGGCCCGACCGGCGCCUGGCGCCCCGCCAAACCCAGGCCUGUUCCGGAUGCCAGGAAGUCCUCCCCGUCCCUCUAUGGCCACUUCUUCAACCGGCGAGAGGGGAACGCCUGGCGAGUGUUGCCGAUCGAUCUGAAUGGCGUCCUUCACUUGAUGAAUUCAUCGAACUUCCUCUACCGGGGCCAGACCCGGAGCAUCGGCUAUGACUCUCACCUGAUCAUCCCCUAUCUCGACGCGCUUGUGGAGUGGCUUGCGUAUAACAGGUGGUACCCGGUGUUCGUGAUGGACGGUCUGAAGCCCUCCGUCAAGGAAGUCACCGCGAAAGAACGCAAGGAGAACUCAAACCGGCGUCUGCAGGCGCGCCUUGCGGACUACCUGCAGAAGUGGCAGGACGGCGGCGAGGAUGGGGGCUUCACGGCGGCCGACCACUUUAGGGGGCAAAUUCACUCGGACCGAUGCGUGCCCUUCUGCUGCUCGGGCGCACUGUGCCCCACGCGCCGGAUGCCGAGGCACAAUGCGGACUGCUCCAGCACCGGGGGGUGCGAUGAGCUGUGCGGCAUUCGACAGGCGCUGGCGCGUCCGACAGACUCCCCGGCACUUUACUACCCCCGGCCCGGGCCCCUGAGUCAAUGCGUGGACUUCAUCAAUGUAUGGGCCCUGGCGCAGGUGCAUCUGGCGGCCUUGGCCCGGGAGCAGCCUCAGCGGCUGGCUUACAUUGGGUCGCUUUCGGAGGCGGACGAGGUGCUGUCCCUGCUCAGCCUUCACUUUAAGGUCCCGGUUCUCAGCCCGGACUUGGACUUCGCCGUAUCCGGGUAUGGGCAGAUGAAUGUCUUUUACCUGUUCCAGCAGCAAUUCCAGCUGAAGGAGGCCCAUGGGAAGGCGACAUUCGAAAGGGAUCCCGACGACCCGACGGGCUGGUCCAACAAGACACUCCUCCGGACCAGGCUCAAGAACCACCUCGAGGUGAAGUAUCCCAAUCAGCUGGCCUGGCUGCCGUUGAUUUUGGGCUGCGACUUCGGUCCGCCGGAUGGCCGGGUGUGGGACCUGGUGAAGGGGCUCUUCUUGGAGGAUGACCACCAGGUGCGGUUGCACUUCGAGCAGGCGGCCCGCUGCUUUCCCGCGCUGUUUGAUCCCUGGACCGAGGAGGGCAAGGACUUCGACACCAAUUGGCGGGAGAGGAUGCGGCCGUACCGCCUGUCGAUUGAAAAUCUGCGCUUCAUUUUGAAGCAUCUGCCGAACCCGACGCACCUGAUGGGCUUCAUGCACAAGCCCGUCCAGUCGGGUGGCAAGCUGGAUCCGAGCGUGUUCCAGGUGUUGAUGCGCAACCGGAGCCACAUGGACAGGCUCUCGAAUCGGCUGCAUCAGUGCAAUGGCCCCGGGGUGCUGAUGCUCCUUCGGGACUCGAUGCACUCGCGGCUGGGCCCGGAUGUGCCCUUCAGUGCCAACCGAAAUGGCAUCCUCCUGUGCCUGGGGCUCUACAAUGUGGGGGUCCACCAGAUGGGCACCUAUGCGCAGAAGAAUUAUCUGAACGCCCUGGAGGAGUAUCUGCGGAAGUGCCCGGUGGAUGGGGAUGCCCCGUGGUGCAUCAUGUCCGACGAGGCGCCGCCACCUGUCACUCGGCAUUGGGCCACCAAGCCGAGGGACCACGGCACACGGUCGAAGACGGGGUCUGGUCGGCUCCCGGACCAGGGCCAGGCCCUGCCCCAGGGCCAGCAUCCACCGAAAGCAUGCCACAUGCGGUGGCGAGCCAAUGCCGUGGCACGCCCGGAGGAGGGGCCGGAUUCGGCGGCCGGCCCGGGGCCCGCGCCAUCGGCUCGCUGCCAGUGCAUCCAUGCGCCGUACCUGGUGCAGCCACUGCUCCAGGGGUUUCCCCAUUUGCGGCUCUUUGUGCAGGCCUUUUACAUGGCCUUCCCCCGGGAGACCCCCAAGCAGAGCCCGGCCAUGCUGCCCAUCUUCAGGAGGAGCCUCAAUUCGCUGGGGGGCAAGCAGGAAACCAGCAUGCCGCCCCUGCCGCAGUAUGACAUCCUGAAGGGCGGCGGCACGGUCUGGGACUGGACUCGCCAGGCGCGCCUGCUUCUUUACUUCCUGCUGUCACGCGGCCCGGAGGGGGUGUACAAUGGGAGCAAGCUUUGCCGGAUGGACGAGCAUCAAUGGCCCGCGGCCUCCGUGGCAAAGGCAUGCCAGGGCAAUGCUCACGAAGUGGAAACCAAGAGCUACCACCUGGGCAAGCACCUGGAGGGGGAGCUGGAUGCUGUCCUGCAGAUGGUGGACUCGAUCCUGAAGACCGAGCGGGCCGGCGGGCUGGACCGGCUGCUGCUUGCGGGGGUUCUCCUGUCCACCAAGUGGGCCCGGGACGUGUCCGCGAAUUUUGACAAGAGGCUGCUGUGUGAAAUGAUCGAUCUCUGCUCCUCGGACCAUCGAGCCCGGUCGCGCAUCGUGCAGAAUCUGGAAUUGCCGGGACCUGUCCGGAGGCAUGCCCUGGCCAUCUUGGGCGAAUCUCCCUGCCUGGCCUCGUGCAAACUCCAGGAGGCCGCUGGCAAUGUGAUUUUGCAUUGUCUCGGGGUCAUGGUUCACAGGGCUCUGGGGGAUGUCGAGCAUGCCCGGGCCGAGGGGGGCCUCCCUUCGCCGACGCAGCUGACCGCCUUUUCCCUGAAGCUGGCAGCCCUGUGCUCUUGGCUGGACCUGUAUUCGGUGCUUUCUGGGCGCCAGCUGUCGCUCCUCAUGCAGGCAUGCGCCUCGAGUGCGGGGCGGCAUGCAUUCCCCCAUAGCCAAUCGCCGCCGCGGCGCGAGGGCCAACUGCCUCUGACCCAGUCGGAGGUGGCGAAUGCCCUGUUGGAUGUGCUGCGCCAGACCUCGCUGUAAUUGGGGCAAGAAGAGGGGCGGGGAGGGCGUGCGUGAUUGGCCGCCUGCCUGGGGGCUGCCUCUUUGCUAGCCGCCCCUUUUCGUCUUCCUUUGGCCUGCCCCCCCCCCCUCCCCAUUCCGACUGGGCCCGUCCUGAGAGGGGGCGUGUUUGCCCCGGGGCUGGUCGCUUUUUUCCCUACCCUCCUCCGCCCUUUGUCGUAGGCUCCCGGUCUUCUUUUCUCCCCUCCCGCUGCAUGUGCCUUUCCUCGAACAAUACUAUGUUUGUUGGGUUUUCCC
Messenger RNA from Fonticula alba, 3592 nucleotides. RefSeq lists its product as hypothetical. The record is from RefSeq and is a predicted model, not a curated record. Lineage: Eukaryota; Rotosphaerida; Fonticulaceae. The transcript has 4 exons. The coding region runs from base 83 to 3316 and encodes 1077 amino acids.